Molecule: messenger RNA, 1015 nt
Organism: Chenopodium quinoa (quinoa)
Lineage: Eukaryota; Viridiplantae; Streptophyta; Magnoliopsida; Caryophyllales; Amaranthaceae
Product: ADP-ribosylation factor 1-like
Exons: 7
Coding region: 254-799 (181 amino acids)
Biological process (GO): intracellular protein transport; vesicle-mediated transport
Cellular component (GO): cytoplasm
Molecular function (GO): GTP binding; GTPase activity
Source: RefSeq, a predicted model, not a curated record
CAAGUCCAAAAAUUAAAUGAAAAAUAGGUCCAAAUGCAGCAGGCCAAAUAAAAAAAAAGGCAAAAAUGGUGAAUAAACUAAAAUAAAGUCCCAUACAAUUGGGAAUAGAGUCAAGAGAGAUCUUCCACAGUUCCACACCUCAUCAUUCCAAAAAUUAACUUUAUAUUUCAGAUUUCCUGAUUUCUUUCUUCUGUCUCAAGUUUCUUCCUUGCUCAGGCUAAUUUUAGAUUGUUGGAGUUGAGAGGAAGCGAAGAUGGGGCUUACUUUCACCAAGCUAUUUAGCGGACUAUUCUCCAAGAAGGAGAUGCGUAUACUUAUGGUAGGUCUCGAUGCGGCUGGUAAGACUACCAUCUUGUAUAAGCUCAAGUUGGGAGAAAUUGUCACCACCAUCCCCACCAUUGGAUUUAAUGUGGAGACUGUUGAGUACAAGAACAUCAGCUUCACUGUGUGGGAUGUUGGAGGUCAGGACAAGAUUCGUCCCUUAUGGAGACACUACUUCCAGAACACACAAGGUCUCAUCUUUGUGGUUGACAGUAAUGAUAGAGAUCGUGUAGUUGAAGCGAGGGAUGAACUUCACCGGAUGCUGAAUGAGGAUGAACUAAGGGAUGCAGUUCUGCUAGUGUUCGCUAACAAGCAGGAUCUCCCCAAUGCAAUGAAUGCUGCAGAAAUUACCGACAAGCUUGGUCUCCAUUCCCUCCAUCAACGACACUGGUAUAUCCAGAGUACAUGUGCAACAUCAGGUGAAGGUCUGUAUGAAGGUCUGGACUGGCUGUCCAACAACAUAGCUAGCAAGGUUUAAAUGACUAGACCUUCCCGGUUCACAUUUAGAACGAGGAUAGUUGGGUUUACACUAGCAUUUUAUGCCACUUUUGUUGUUAAGUUUACGUUGCUAGUUUUUCAUAGCUUAUGUUGUUCAGUGACAGUUUGUCAUUUGCUUCCUGUAGUGUAAGUUCGAGACAUGAGAUUGAUUGCUACGAGUAUUUGUUUAAUAAAGUAAUAAGUAUUUUUUAGUGUC